This is a messenger RNA of Xyrauchen texanus (razorback sucker), 1019 nucleotides long. RefSeq names its product gamma-glutamyl hydrolase (conjugase, folylpolygammaglutamyl hydrolase) (gene ggh). Gene Ontology annotation, cellular component: vacuole. The record is from RefSeq and is a predicted model, not a curated record. Gene Ontology annotation, biological process: tetrahydrofolylpolyglutamate metabolic process. The transcript has 9 exons. Bases 67 to 1002 code for a protein of 311 amino acids. Gene Ontology annotation, molecular function: gamma-glutamyl-peptidase activity. Lineage: Eukaryota; Metazoa; Chordata; Actinopteri; Cypriniformes; Catostomidae.
ACAAACGCGGAACACAAAAAGCGUUGUCCAUUAUGAGAGACACAACUAGUCGGACUCAACGAAAACAUGGGUUACGUCAGCCUGUGCCUUUUAACAAUUAUCAGUAGCGUAUUUUCAACUAAUUUUGGAGCACAAAUUAAAACAAAUGAAAGACCUAUAAUUGGUGUUCUUGCGCAGGAGGUGUUUGAUCCACAGCCCGGUAAAAAUGCUUAUAUUGCGGCGUCUUACGUGAAGUUCCUGGAGUCAGCCGGUGCUCGUGUGGUGCCUCUGAUGAUCAACAAGUCUGAAGAGGAGUACACACGGCUCUUUAAAUCCAUAAAUGGAGUUCUGUUUCCUGGUGGUGGAGUCAGUUUAAAAUCAUCUGAAUACUCCAAAGCAGCAGGCAUUCUCUACAGACUUGCCCUUCAGGCCAACUCAAAUGAAGAUUAUUUCCCCAUAUGGGGAACCUGUUUAGGAUUCGAGCAGCUCACACUGUUAACAAGUGGAGAGUUGUUACUGUCCCACACAAACACCAGCGGUGUUGCCCUGCCAUUAGACUUUACAGACGAAAUCAAAGAGAGCAGACUGUUCAAAGACUUUCCUCAAGACCUCAUGGACUCAUUGGCAACAGAACCGCUCACGGAGAACUCUCACAAAUGGAGUAUUACUACAGAGAGGUUUUCUAAGAGUGACCGACUGAAGACGUUCUACAGAGUCUUGAGCACCAACACCGAUGGACAAUAUGAGUUUGUGUCCACAAUGGAAGCGUAUGACUUCCCCAUCUACGCCACUCAGUGGCACCCAGAGAAGAACGCCUUUGAGUGGACUCGGCCAUACAUUCCCCACUCGCCUUCAGCCAUUAAGACCACCUUCUACAUGGCACACUUUUUUGUUAAUGAAGCGAGGAAAAGUUUCCACCGCUUUGCCAGUACGGAGGACGAGCAGAAGGCGCUGAUCUAUAACUACAGUCCUGUGUACACUGGAACCAAAAGUGCAUUCGAACAAAUAUACCUUUUUGAUUAAUUUCUUUAAUACAAAAA